AUGCCCAUUCCCGGAUUGAGGCCUGGUCUGCGGCCUCGACAUACCCGCAAUUCUUCCUAUCAGAGUGAUGUAGAUGGUAUCAGACGGCGGAGUUUUCUGCCCCAGCCCGGUCAGGCCAGGUAUAGCUCCAACCAGGACGCCACAGCAUCAAACAUGGACAGCACCAAUGCACAGCCACCAGUUGCGGGACGACUUCGACCAAGGUCAAUGUAUCAACCUGCAGGAAUGCAAGCACCAAGUAAGACUGAGGAACAGACUGCUGCGCCACGAUCCAUACGCCCUCCGAGUGCAUCAGCUAAGUCAUCCGAUCCUCAAGCGACAGAACUUGGCCGAUCAAAAUCGCUGCGCAAACCAGGGACGUCAACGCAAUCUGCGCAGCCACCUCCAAGCAAAGGCCAUACCCGGACCAAAUCCAGCAUCACAUCUGGUCUUCGAAAAGAACUGAAUGGUACCGAAAGCUCCAUGACAAGACCUAGAUCCAUGCUUGUUGCUCCAGGGGGUCAUUCGAAGUCAAACAGUAUAUCUACAGAGUCAGCUUCUACUGCCCCAAGAGCCUCACUCAGGCUUGCGGGAUUGAGUCGCACAAGUGUCAAGACAAGAUUUGAAAGCACAAGUGCUGGCGCCGCUACUCAACUACCUUCCAAACCCGAUGAACCUGUAGCAUCACAUGUGCGACUACGAGCACCACCCAAGGAAGAGCCCACGAAAACUGCUAGACCUGCUUUUAGCACCCUACAACAGCAUUUCACUCCCAGGAAAGUGGGUAAAGCACUAACGUCAACAUUCCUGCAUCCAGCUCCAACCCCCGGUGCCACAUCUCUACCACCGGAAAUCAUCAGCCUGCAAGCGGAACUACUCCAGCUGCACCUCCUGCACGCAUCAUCCGCACAAGUGGUUCAUCAAUGGCACGCCAGCGCACGCAAAACCCUACGCAAGAAAUUCGAGGAGGUCGCGGGGCUGCACCACGCCAUGCUCGACUUUGAACGAGCCGGCCAGGAACAGAAGAAUCUGCAAGCCCUGACUGAAUGGUCUUCUUCGUCGGGUCUGAUAGAGUACAUCCAGAUCCUCUCGGGUCCGCUGCAUGAACUCCCCGCUCUGUUGGAGCCGGGUGGUCGCGCGGAACGGCUGAUGGACGAGUUUAGGCGCUGGAUUGCGCGCGUGGAGUAUAUAUGGGCUGUGCGACAGAGAGGCGGCGAUGCUGAUGUGGACACUAUCGAAGGGCUGGGGGAGGACUGGAAAGCAGAGAACGCGGCGAUUGCGCGCAAGGUGACGGCUUUUGCAAGGGAUCUUGAGCAGGUGAGGCAGCCGGCGGAGGGGUCGAGUAUUGCUUGUCUUGUGGAUACUUGCAGGGAGUUGCUUGCGGGGCUUGUGGAGGAGUUGCGUGUGGUGCUGGCGAUUGAGGGGGGUGUGGUGGAGAGGGAGAGGGGGUGGGUUGAGGAGAGGUUGGGGGCGAUUGCGAGGGGUACGGGCAUGGGCUUGGGGGAUGUGAAGGAAGAGAUUCCUGCAUGGCGGGCAUGA
Messenger RNA from Parastagonospora nodorum SN15, 1518 nucleotides. RefSeq lists its product as hypothetical. The coding region runs from base 1 to 1518 and encodes 505 amino acids. The record is from RefSeq and is a predicted model, not a curated record. NCBI's taxonomy places the organism in Eukaryota, Fungi, Ascomycota, Dothideomycetes, Pleosporales, Phaeosphaeriaceae. The transcript is spliced from 2 exons.